Molecule: messenger RNA, 1566 nt
Organism: Lotus japonicus
Lineage: Eukaryota; Viridiplantae; Streptophyta; Magnoliopsida; Fabales; Fabaceae
Product: ethylene-responsive transcription factor-like protein At4g13040
Exons: 7
Coding region: 564-1280 (238 amino acids)
Biological process (GO): regulation of DNA-templated transcription
Molecular function (GO): DNA-binding transcription factor activity; DNA binding
Source: RefSeq, a predicted model, not a curated record
CAAGGUGGUCUAAGCCAUGAAUGAAGGGAUAAUCACUUUGAUUACAUUGUAUGGAUGUGUGUGUGUGUUUCUAUCUAUAGGUCAAAGCAGAUAAACUGUUAGCAGAAACCUUCUAUUGAGAUACCUGAAGAUGGAUCAGAGGCCCAAGUCUAGCAUCCAAUUAGUGAAGCCCAAUGGUAUCGGCUGAGGGCUAUCGUGUACAGGCAGAACGACCAUAGGCAUGAAAGGGGAGUUAGAGAAUUGAUCAAGGGAGGAUCCAGGAAAUUAAUUAGAGAAGGGCUGGACUAGAGAGGGGCUGGACGAGGGCAACAGAAGACUGACUGGGGGAGAGAGGUUUUCCAUGUAUAAGAAGGGGAGAGUGAACGAGAGGGGGUCUUGCUUAUUUGUACUCUGAGGACUAGGGUUGAAUCAUCUGGAUUCAAACUUGGUCUUUGGAAAUUUCCAUUUGUGAACACCUACAUUCUUUGAUGUACUCUGCUUUCUCUUUUGAGGAAAGUUGGUACCAUAGGAAGUUAACCACUGUGCUCUGAUAACUUGGUGAGUAGACUGGACCCGAACUAGCAAUGGUAAGCUUGAGGAGGCGCAGGCUUUUGGGUCUAUGCUCAGGAGACAAUUCGUUUGUCACUCCGCUUCCUCUAUACUGUGAGAAUCUAGCUGGUGAUGAAAAUUCAAGUCAGCAUGGUAAACCUAAGAGACAGAGUGAACAAGCUGUACUUUCGGAUAUUGCAAGCGUCCUAGACAGUAAUACCAUUGUGAAAGAUGAAUCAGGAUCAUCAAAUGCAUCUGGUUCCAGCUCGUCCAAAGAGCAGCCUAGUCAACAGAGCAUAGAGCCUCCUAUUAAACGCAGAAAGCGGCAUUCAAGAAAACCUAUACACAAUCAAGAACCGUGCUUAAUGAGAGGGGUCUAUUUCAAAAAUAUGAAGUGGCAGGCAGCAAUAAAAGUGGACAAGAAACAGAUCCAUCUAGGGACUGUUGCUUCGCAGGAAGAAGCUGCUCACUUAUAUGACAGGGCUGCUUUCAUGUGUGGGAGAGAGCCCAAUUUUGAGCUGCCUGAAGAAGAAAAACGGGAACUGCGUAAGUUCAAAUGGGAGGAAUUCUUGGCAAUGACUCGACAGGCAAUUACCAGUAAAAAACACAAGGGAAGGCAUAGUCCAGGACCGCGUAAUAGGAUUGAAGAACCUUCAUUGCACAUAGGUGAUUCUAAAAGUAAGCAAGUAGCGAAUGAUUUCUCUGGUAGCGGAUAUGCAGAGCAAGAAACUGCAAUCUCUGGAAAUACAUGAUUGAAGAAGGAAAUAUGAGGAUGGAACAUCCGGUUCAAACAAUUUUAGUUAUCAGAUCAAUUUUCAUUUUUAUUAUCCUUAAGAUACGCAAAAUACUAUAGCCUAAACCAAUAAAUAGCAUAUGGACCAGUUCAUCAAACUACGAAGCUAAUAAAGAAUCAAAGAUACAUUUCUUUAUUUUACAUUUGGUUUUCUAUGUAUCUGAAGUUAGUGGAACAUAUUGUAGUAUUAUUUUUAAAUGGAUAUUUUUUCAGGCAGUUAAUUAUAUUACCAUAUUUUCCCAUGA